AUGUGUACUGAAGGUCUGAUUCACGAGCUGACUGAAGCAGAGAGGACGGAAAGACUUCAUGGGAUUCAGUUCUCAGACGAAGGACCUAUGAUUCACCAUCUGUUGUUUGCUGAUGACAGUUUGCUAGUAUGCAAAGCCACUGAAGAGCAGGCCACUGUGCUAAUGAAGAUACUUGAAGCUUACGGGAUUGCAACUGGACAAAAGGUGAAUUUACUCAAAUCAGCCAUCACUUUUGGAGCAAACGUGAGUGAUGAAACCAAGGAGGCUGUGAAGAGGAUCACAGGUAUCACACAAGAAGGAGGGACAGGAACCUAUCUAGGUUUACCCGAGUGCUUCAGCGGCUCCAAAACAGAGAUGCUUGCAUAUAUAUAUGACAGACUGAAAGACAGAUUCUCAGGUUAUUUCGCCAGAUGCCUCUCUCAUGGUGGAAAGGAAAUUCUCAUCAAAGCUGUCGCCAUGGCCAUGCCGGUUUAUGCGAUGUCGUGCUUCAAAUUAACCAAAAAGUCAUGCGAGAAUUUGACUAGGGCAAUGGCUGAUUUUUGGUGGAAUUCUCUCGAGCACAAACGCAAAAUACAUUGGAUAAGCUGGAAAGGUGGUCUAGCUUUUAAAGACAUACAAGGGUUCAAUCAGGCUUUAUUGGCUAAACAAGCGUGGAGACUACUUGAUCAACCAUCAUCCCUGUUUGCACGCGUUUUCAAAAGUAGAUAUUAUGAUAAGUCUGAAUUUCUAAGUGCAAGAGAAGGCCACAGACCAUCAUACGCUUGGAGAAGCAUUAUGUUCGGCAGGGAGUUACUACUAAAAGGUAUCAGGAAGCAAGUUGGCAAUGGGAAAUCGAUCUCGGUCUGGUAUGAAACAUGGAUUGUUGAUGGGGUGAUGAGAAUGCCUUUGAUGAAGAACAUUAUGGUGGACCUCGAACUUAAAGUUUGUGAUCUCCUCGACCCGGUCUCAAGAACAUGGCAGAUUGAUAAACUGAAGGAGCUGUUCUUUGAGGAAGACAUCCAACGAAUCCUAAAAAUGAAACCAGUGAUGGAAGAUGAUGAUUACUGGACUUGGGUUCAUAACAAGAAUGGCUCUUAUUCGGUAAGAUCGGGUUACUGGUUAUUUGACAAGCUGAACAUCACAGAGGAAAAGGUGAUUGCGAAUGCCCUGCCAUCUCUUAAUGCCCUUAAGGAAUCAGUGUGGAAGGUGGAGACAGCACCCAAGAUCAGGUCUUUCAUGUGGAGAGCUUUGAGCAACGCUAUACCUACUGGAGAACUUCUUCAGCACAGAGGGAUAAAACUUGAUCCUGUUUGUCAGCUAUGUGGAUUUCAAGGAGAAUCUCCAAAUCAUCUUUUGUUCUCUUGCACUGUGGCGAGACAAGUCUGGGCUCUCUCAAACAUCCCAGUCCCGGAGGGUGGUUUUAGUGAGACGUCCCUAUUCUCAAACUAUUACUACUUGCUUUCCCUACUGAAAAAUGCAGAUGUCCCAAAAGAAAUCAUAAGAAAUUCAAGAAGAAACAGAGCUGGGUUUUUGGCAGACCAACAAGAGAAGGAGAGUGAGCUGGAGAAUCGUAAGGAGCAAGCAAAACUAGCCAAAAAAUGGGUGAAACCACCAGCGACAUGGAUCAAGUGCAAUAUCGGUUUGAGCUUCUCCAAAGUAAAACAAAUGGGGGGUGCGUCUUGGGUUCUAAGGGAUCAUAAUGGUGAAACAUUAAUACAUGCCAGGCGCGCUUUUCUGGGAUUUGCAGAGGAAAUGGAUUUCAAAUUGGCAGCGGUUUUGUGGGUGAUUCAGAGCAUGGAACAGCACAGAAGAAACAGAGUGAUCUUUGCGUUUCAGGAUGAAGAUCUAGUAGGUAUGGUACUGAGACCAAAGGCAUGGCCUUCUUUCAGAUUCAUGAGCUUUGAAAUUUUAAGGUAUUUGGCCAAGAUAGAAUGGUGGCGAAUGGUUAAAGAGGAGAGGAAAACAAAUAGAGAGGCGUUUCUCAUUGCCCAAAGUGUCACUACUUCUAGUAGGCUGCAGUCAUAUGUAGCUUAUGGAGGGCCAAGUUGGUUAAGUGAGCUCUUUGAUGGUGAGAAAACCUAA
Brassica napus (rape) is the source of this 2061-nucleotide messenger RNA. RefSeq lists its product as uncharacterized. The transcript has 2 exons. The record is from RefSeq and is a predicted model, not a curated record. Lineage: Eukaryota; Viridiplantae; Streptophyta; Magnoliopsida; Brassicales; Brassicaceae. The coding region runs from base 1 to 2061 and encodes 686 amino acids.